Molecule: messenger RNA, 4212 nt
Organism: Hansenula anomala
Lineage: Eukaryota; Fungi; Ascomycota; Saccharomycetes; Phaffomycetales; Wickerhamomycetaceae
Gene: RIM15
Product: protein kinase RIM15
Exons: 3
Biological process (GO): peptidyl-serine phosphorylation; phosphorelay signal transduction system
Cellular component (GO): nucleus; cytoplasm
Molecular function (GO): ATP binding; protein serine/threonine kinase activity
Source: RefSeq, a predicted model, not a curated record
UUAAUAGAAGCUAGCGCUAAGAACCCUAGUGUGUUAAUGGAGUUAGAUAUGGACGGUAAUGUUAAACAUUUGGGGAAAGCAUGGGAGUCAAUUAUUGGUACCAAAGUUCAAAAGAUCUUGAAUCGCCCUAUUUCCAACAUUGUACUAGGCGACGAGGAUGAUAAGAAGGUCUUCAACAAUGCUAUUAGCAUAAUGACAACAGAUGACGCAAGUUAUAGAGUACGAUUUGUUGUCGCAACUAAUGAUCCAAAGCCUGAAAGUGGCGACGGUGAAUCAUUUGAUUCCAUAUCUACAAAUGGUGAAAUGAUUGAAUUGGAAGGCCAGGGAAUUUUGAUUCAUAACAGUAAGAAUAUUCCAACCCAUUCAAUGUGGAUAUUGAAACCUUUUUACGCCAAUGCUUUGAACGUUCAAUUACCAACAAAACUCUCUGAAACAUUAGGAUUCGGUGCUGAUAUUUUCACUUCAUACUUGUCAGCUCUAUCAGAAGCUGGUAUAAUCAAUGAAGAUGAAGUCCCAGCGCCCCCUCAGGUUCUGUGUCGAAUUUGUGAACAACAGGUGCCGUCAUGGUGGUUAGAAAAACAUUCACAGCUUUGUUUUAAUGAGCAUAAAUGUGAAAGUGAAGUCCAGGAUGCUCAUGACGCUUUAGUUGAACAGAAACAAAUUAUAGCCACCAUAAAUGAAUCAUUGAGUAAGCAGCAAGUAAAUUUACAAGAGGAAGUUAAUGAUUAUAAGGGCCUACCACUUCCCAAAGUUGCACCAAGUGAUUCACCAGUUGCAAGAAACGCUACACCACUCGUGAGAAGGGGUCGAUCCGCUUCAAUAUUUGGUGCGUUGAGAUUUCCAUUCAAAACGCUUGCCCUUUUGUCAGAGCUUUGUGAACAAGCUACAUCUAUCAAUCCCAGUGAGUUUAACGAAGAGAGUGAUACUUUUGAAUUUUCUCCAAAUACAAAACAGGCAUUAGAAGAAGUUUCAAGCUCAGCAAUACCCGAAUCAUCAGACCCUGCCAUUAUACUACUCUCUAAAGAUACAGAAAAACUAGUCAAAGAUAAGGUUGAUGCUGUUUCCCGGCUGAAUAGCUCAUUGUUAUAUUCCCAAAAGAUAAAGGAUGAAGUUGAUGAGUAUGUGAUUGCUACCAUUAGUGAGACAAUUAAAAACAUCAGAAACCAAACAUACGACGUUGUUCCCUCUAAUCCGUCUAGUUCAAGUGAACGUCUUCAGACUUCAACUGAGAAAAAUGAGUCAACUAACAAACUGGUGUACCCAAGACCAACCUCUGUUCAAUCAAAUAUAUUUACAGAUGCUUAUCUUAAGACUGAUAAUUUACCCAGCCCAAGCCGAGAGAGCAUAAGAGAAGCACUGAAUGAAACAAGGGGUCAAUAUUCCCCAUCCAGGUCAAUUACACCAAACGAAGCCUUGAAAGAUUCCAAUCAAGAAGAUCAUGUUCCGAGCUUCUCAGACCUGAAUAUUAAAAGUCCAAUUUUGACUCCACAGAGGAAAGGUUCACCAGGAGCACCACCAGGAUUUCAUAAUUCACCAAUGAGUUCUAUUCAAAGAAAUGUUAAGUCAUCUGGAACGCCCAGUUUUGAACAUCAAGUCAACACGCCCUUUUCAUCUCCUCUGAUAUUAGCACAUGAUCCUAGUGAUCAUUUUGAAAAAAGAUCCAGUGGUGAUAACAAUUAUCUGUCAAUUAGCAGUGCUGGUAGUGGAAGUAUAAGCACAGGUCAUUUGGGAAAACCUCCUUUAUCACCAUUGUUAGUAGCUGUUGCACCAAAACCUUCAGCUCCAUCGAUCAAAGACUAUGAAGUUUUGAAACCAAUUAGUAAAGGUGCUUUUGGUAGUGUGUAUUUAGCUAGACGAAAAGUCACUGGUGAUUAUUUUGCCAUCAAAGUCUUAAAAAAAGCGGAUAUGAUUGCUAAAAAUCAAGUUACCAACGUGAAAUCUGAAAGGGCCGUGAUGAUGGCCCAGUCUGAAAGUCCAUAUGUUGCUAAAUUAUAUUCUAGUUUCCAAAGUAAGGAUUAUUUGUUUUUAGUGAUGGAAUAUUUGCCUGGUGGUGAUUUAUCAACUUUAGUUAAAAUGCUUGGAAAUUUACCAGAUGAAUGGGCAAAACAUUAUAUUGCUGAGGUUGUUAUUGGUGUUGAUGAUCUACAUAAAAAGGGUAUUGUGCAUCAUGACUUGAAACCUGAUAACUUGUUGAUUGCAUCUAGUGGGCAUUUGAAACUUACUGAUUUUGGUUUGUCAAGAAUGGGGUUGGUUCGUCGUCAAGAAAGGGCACAUAAACACUCCAUACCAGGGGACGAUGCAUUUGCACAAGCUGCCAUGAGUUCUCAUCAUAGAAAAAGCUCUUCAGUUACUCCUUUCAGUCUUUCUGCCUCAGGUCCUCCAAGUGCUAAUGAUUUUUCAAGUGCUGGUUCAAGUCCGACUUCAAGUUUUUUUGAGAACAUGAUCAAGGGUGAGAAAAAGAAAGAGGAGAGAUCAGGAUCAGGUAGUAGUGUUGUUGAUUCGCCGCUACUGAGACCAUUGCAUAGAUCUGCUUCUCAAUCGUCAUUUGCUCUUGAAGAGAACCCAUCAUUUCCUUCUACUCCAACAACAAAGAACCUAGCGUUGUUUGAUCCAGAGAACACAACUUUCAAUAAAAAGUUCGUUGGAACCCCGGAUUACUUAUCACCAGAGACAAUUCAAGGUACAGGUGAAAAUGAAGCGUCCGAUUGGUGGUCAGUUGGCUGUAUUCUUUUUGAGUUCUUGUUCGGUUAUCCACCUUUCCAUGCAAAGACUCCAGAGAAAGUUUUUGAAAAUAUUUUGAAUGGUAGAGUUGACUGGCCUAAUCUAGCACCUGAAGAAGAGUUGGCAUAUUGCUCACCAGAAGCCAAAAACUUGAUAAAAAGACUACUUGAUAUGGAUCCGGAGACCAGACUUGGUGUUAACGGUGCUCAAGAAAUUAAAGAUCACCCAUAUUUCAGUGGCGUUGAUUGGGAUGAUUUAUACAACUCUGCAGGCUCAUUUGUUCCUGUUGUUGAUGAUCCAGAAAGCACCGAUUAUUUUGAAUCUAGAGGGGCUGCUUUACAUGAGUUCCCAUCGGAUGGUUCUGAUUCUGAUGCUGAUGAUUCAAUGGAUAGUAAGAAUGAUGCUCCAAGAACUCAAGUUAAUAGCACAACAGCAUUAGGUUCACCUUCAACAAUGAAUUCCCCAACUUCGAAACAUUUGUCAUUAGCUAUUCCUGUGCAUUUAAGAGAAAGAAGACCAAGUAAGUUGAAUGAUAAUAGUGGUGAGUUUGGCUCAUUCCAGUUCAGAAAUCUCCCAGCUUUAGACAAGGCAAAUAAAGAUGUCAUUAAUCGUAUCAAAGCUGAGCAUUUGGAGCAUAGAAGCAGUAUGUCAAGCUCAUCUUCUGAGUCUGGAACAAGGUCUAGAAAUUACUCAAUUUCAUCAAAUAAUGGGUUGAGACGUGCCGUAUCUCCUUCUUCUUCAAUCAUGAGAACACAUUCCCCAAGCAGGAUGAGUAUCAACUCAGCCAAUGCGCCUCAAUCUGUUCCAUUACAUGAAAGACUUAAUUCAAGUGCUUCUAGAUCCGGUCGGUCAAGUCCAAGAAGUGAUUCAGGCUCUCCAUCAACGAAAAGUUUUGCCAAACCACAGACACCAACACCACAAGGUCAACCAACUAAUCCAUCAAGAGUUUCAAGAAGCAAUCUGUUUCAUAGAGCCUUUUCAGAUUUUUCACCAUCAAGCUCAGAUACUGAAGAUUCUCGUUCUUCUGCUUUACAAAGAGUUCGUAAAAGAAGACAGAGCUCCAAAUUCUCGGAAAGUUCCAACUCUAGACUGUCGAUUCUGGAUAUUUUGUUAUGUGAACCAAUUCCUAUUUUGAGAUACUCUAUGAAGAAAAAUCUAGAAAGUUUAGGUUGUGCCGUUGUUGCUGUUUCUGCUGGUGAUGAAAUCGUAAGAAGAGCUACUGGUGAAGUUAAGUUUGAUCUGAUAAUUACUGCUUUGAAACUGCCAAAGCUUGGUGCUAUUGAUAUUGCUAAAUUAUUGAAACAUACUUCAAGUGUUAAUUCCGAGACCCCUGUUAUUGCAGCUACUGCUUACUACAAAGAAGCUACGACUGCUAAUAUUUUUAGUGAUGUUUUGGAAAAACCAGUUGGUCGUAAGCAGCUCAAAGGAAUCCUUGAAAAACACUGUCGUUGGAAAAUUGAUAGAGCUGAAGAGGCUGUUUCUGAUACAGAA